Capsicum annuum is the source of this 2212-nucleotide messenger RNA. RefSeq names its product leucine-rich repeat receptor-like serine/threonine/tyrosine-protein kinase SOBIR1. Gene Ontology annotation, molecular function: protein binding; ATP binding; protein kinase activity. NCBI's taxonomy places the organism in Eukaryota, Viridiplantae, Streptophyta, Magnoliopsida, Solanales, Solanaceae. Bases 165 to 2078 code for a protein of 637 amino acids. The record is from RefSeq and is a predicted model, not a curated record. The transcript has a single exon. Gene Ontology annotation, biological process: protein phosphorylation.
CACACGGCCUCAACUUGACUUGUAAAGUCUUCGCUCGUUUUUCUUACAAUUGGCCGCCACCCAUUUUUGAUUCAUAAAAACACCUAUCAACACUUAGAAAAUUAUCCCAUCAACCCCCCUCUUUCUUUCCUCCCUCUGGCCUGCCUGAAUCAAGAAUCUCCUCAAUGGCUCCCACUGCUUCACAUUUCCACUUGUUCCUCUCGUCCCUUUUCACCCUUUUCCUUUUUGUUCAAUCAAAACUGACUCUUUAUCCACCAGAUCAUGCUGCACUUUUGCUUGUAACAAAACACUUAGGCGGCAUUGGUGCUCUUCACGACAAUCCCUGCAGCUCUGCAGGAAUAUCCUGCGAGCGGCGGGGGGUUAACAGGACGCAAGUUCUGAGAGUCACACGUAUUGUGUUGAGAUCUUACGGAUUGAGUGGAACUUUGUCGCCUGCUAUUGGCAAACUUUCUGAGCUCAAAGAGAUUUCACUUUCAGACAAUCAAUUAUCUGAACAGAUACCUGCUCAGAUUCUUGAUUGUAAGAAACUGGAGAUUCUUGAACUUCAGAAGAACAGGUUUACUGGCAAAGUUCCAUCUAAAUUGUCAUCAUUGAUUCGUCUUCGGGUCGUUGACUUUUCGUCUAAUGAGUUGUCUGGGAAUGUCAACUUCUUGGAGUACUUUCCUAAUUUGGAGAAACUGUCCCUGGCUGAUAACUUGUUCACCGGGAAAAUACCACUCUCCCUGAAAUCUCUCAGGAAUCUCCGUUUCCUGAAUCUUUCAGGGAACAGUUUUCUUGAAGGUCCGGUGCCUGUAAUGGGUCAAGUUGAGCACUUAUCAGCAGAUUUGACAGGAAGUGAUAUCGUUCCUAAACGUUACAUUCUUGCUGAGAAUUCAACAAAUCAGAUAUCUGCAAGGGGACCUGCUUCGCGUUCAGCAAAUGUCCUAGCUCCGGCUCCAGCUCCAGCUCCAGCACACAGUCGUGUUGCACCGGUGCAUAAGCGUAGCAAGAAGAAGAGGAAGAUACGAUCGUGGUUUCUUGGUUUCCUUGCCGGAACUUUUGCAGGGGCUAUAUGUGCUUUGCUCUUUUCGGUGUUCUUUAAGCUGGUCAUGUACCUCAUAAGAAGGGGAAAGAGUGAUUCAAGUUUAACAAUAUACAGUCCGUUGAUCAAGAAAGCCGAGGACUUGGCCUUCUUAGAGACAGAAAAUGGAGUGGCAUCACUUGAAAUGAUUGGAAAAGGUGGAUGUGGAGAAGUUUAUAGAGCUGAGUUACCGGGAAGUAACGGGAAGAUUAUAGCUAUAAAGAAGAUUAUGCAACCCCCAAUGGAUGCUGCAGAGAUCGCUGAGGAAGAUACCAAGGCUUUGAACAAGAAAAUGAGACAGGUAAAAUCAGAAAUUCAAAUUGUGGGUCAAAUCAGACACCGGAAUCUGCUUCCACUACUAGCACAUAUGCCAAGGCCAGACUGCCAUUACUUGGUCUAUGAAUAUAUGAAAAAUGGGAGCUUACAGGACAUCCUCCAGCAAGUCACAGAAGGGACAAGGGUACUAGAUUGGUUGGGACGACACCGGAUUGCAGCAGGGAUAGCUGCUGGGCUUGAGUAUCUCCAUAUAAACCAUACUCAACGCAUAAUUCACAGAGACCUAAAGCCAGCAAAUGUCCUUCUUGAUGAUAAUAUGGAACCUCGAAUUGCUGAUUUUGGUCUUGCAAAGGCAGUUCCAGACGCUCAUACACAUGUUACGACUUCAAAUGUUGCAGGAACUGUGGGAUAUAUUGCACCAGAAUACCAUCAGACUUUGAAGUUUACAGACAAGUGUGAUAUAUACAGCUUCGGCGUGGUUCUAGCAGUGCUGGUAGUAGGAAAGCUUCCAUCAGAUGACUUUUUCCAGCACACUUCUGAGAUGAGUUUAGUGAAGUGGCUGAGAAAUGUAAUGACUUCUGAUGAUCCAAAAAGAGCUAUUGAUCCAAAUCUGAUAGGAAAUGGAUAUGAGGAGCAAAUGCUUUUGGUUCUCAAGAUAGCUUGCUUUUGUACUAUGGACAAUCCAAAAGAGAGGCCUAACAGUAAGGAUGUCAGGUGCAUGUUAACUCAGAUCAAGCAUUAAGUACGCACGUCAUAAGGCAUACGGAAUAAGUUUGUUAUGUAACUAAGAAUGUGUUCUGUAUUUCAGUUACCAUCUCCAAGAUGGAGUUGAUCUUUUGCCGUAAUUGUUUUAUACAUGUCAAUCUUUUCUGUUCA